AUGUGUUCGACAUGUUCUCCAAUACCAAAACCCUUCCAUACCGUGAUUAUCGGCAGGCCAUGGACCCAGAAAUCCGGGGCUUUAGUAAGAGCCCAAGUGCCAGUCGCUCCUAAGAGUUCUGGCCUUCACACUUUUCCUGAGUUGUCAAAGCAAGUGAUUUCUCUCACUGAUCUGCAGUUGGUGGAGAUUGUCGAAAAGCAAUCUCGAACCAGCAGCCCUUUCCCAGAGAGUGAGCACCGGAAGCUGCAGUUUCACCCCCCUUUUCUUGAUGAGGCCUACGAAAGGUGUCGGAAGCUUUGCGCUGAAUAUGCUAAAACAUUUUAUUUAGGAACUUUAUUAAUGACAGAGGAAAGGCAGAAGGCCAUAUGGGCAAUAUACGUGUGGUGCAGAAGAACAGACGAAUUGGUCGAUGGUCCCAAUGCCACCUACAUGAGCUCCACCGUUCUUGAUCGGUGGGAAGAGCGACUCCAGGACUUAUUUGACGGACACCCUUAUGACAUGCUCGAUGCUGCUCUUGCAGACACUGUAUUCAAAUUCCCCUUGGACAUUACGCCCUUUAGGGACAUGAUUGAGGGGAUGAGAAUGGACACAAGAAAAUGCCGCUACGAGAACUUUCAGGAGCUUUAUCUCUAUUGCUAUUAUGUCGCUGGAACGGUUGGCCUAAUGAGUGUUCCGGUGAUGGGAAUCACAGUGGAUUCUUCCAUUUCAAAUCAAAGCAUAUACAACGCAGCUCUAUAUUUGGGUAUCGGAAAUCAACUUACCAACAUUCUCCGGGAUGUUGGGGAGGAUGCUCUGAGGGGCAGGGUUUACCUUCCUCAAGAUGAGCUUGCACAGUUCGGGUUAACCGACGAGGAUGUUUUCUCAAGAAAGGUGACAGAUCGUUGGAGGGAGUUCAUGAAACAGCAGAUCACCAGGGCAAGAUUUUAUUUCAACAUGGCCGAGGAAGGAGUUUCGCAUCUCAACAAGGCCAGCAGGUGGCCGGUGUGGUCAUCAUUAAUGAUAUACCGCAAGAUCUUGGAUGAGAUUGAGGAGAAUGAUUAUGACAACUUGACAAAGAGAGCUUAUGUUGGGAGGACUAAGAAGCUUCUCACUUUGCCUCUGGCAUACAGUAGAGCAACUUCAGUGCCUACCUAG
Eucalyptus grandis is the source of this 1134-nucleotide messenger RNA. RefSeq names its product phytoene synthase 2, chloroplastic. Lineage: Eukaryota; Viridiplantae; Streptophyta; Magnoliopsida; Myrtales; Myrtaceae. The transcript has 6 exons. Bases 1 to 1134 code for a protein of 377 amino acids. The record is from RefSeq and is a predicted model, not a curated record. Gene Ontology annotation, biological process: carotenoid biosynthetic process. Gene Ontology annotation, molecular function: geranylgeranyl diphosphate synthase activity.